CUAAAUUUUUUUUUUCACAGAAUGUAGUCAUACAACACAUUUUUAGAGACAGCUGCAUUCUGCAUGUGCAUUUUAUAAAAUAUUUUUAAUUUUGUUAGGCGAUACAAAAGUAAUGAAGGGUAAGCACUGCAGUAUAUCCUUUCCGUUACCUCGACGCAAGCAAGGCUUAAGGAAAAACUCGUUUACAACUGGCUGUACAAACAAACACCAUCCGGGCACAAGAAAGAACCUGGAUAGACAGAAACCCGUUCAAAAGAGAAAAUCCUCAAGAGUCGACGCUUUUCGGCAGAUAGUGACAAAAAAGCGCCAUUGUUGUUCUACAAAUGCAGAAAGAAGCAAACAUAAAUCGGGAAAAUUAGUAAAAAAGAAAUCACUCAAAAGCAACUCCAGGAAAAAUAGGAAAAAACAAUGGUCUGAACCCUUAAUUUCUUGCGAUACUCUUUCCAUUCCAAUCAUUACAAGAAGUAUGUCUCGAUAUUACGAUUCUUGGAAAGAAUGCCUAAAACGAGGAAGUGAGUGUGAUCUAAGCAGCAUCAAUUUCCCAACAUGCUUAUUUGGCACCGGCAUUGUCACUAGAGGAUUCUUCAAGAAAAUGGAAUACAAGUCUCGUCUGAAACCUCAAUCGAAUCCCAAGCAGACAUCCGCUGUCCAUAAGUGGUUUUCCCGAAGUGAUCCCGUAGAAUCUUCACUAGUUUCCACAGAAUUGAAACCCCAUCGGAGUUUUCUUGCCUUGCCGCGUCCUAGAAAGUCUUAUUUCGCACCUUCACUGAUGUCUAUGAAUCGAAAAUAUCAGUUGAGGAAGCAGCUUCUCAGUUAUGUCAGCUAUACUUUGGGUUUUGAUUUACAAGCUGAUAUUAACAAAUCUGUCUGCGAUUCCGAAGGAUUUUGUGAAUCUGUUUCGAAGAAAGAACAAAGCCCUGUAUCGAGGACAAAUCCAAUGAAACUGCAAGAAAUAUUUAAUGAUGAAAAGGAGUGUGCGAAUGCUUUGCGUGAGGAAAAUAACGAGAAUACCAUAAAAAAUGAUAGUCCGAAGGACAAGGAAAUCAAGAAACAUGCAUCAGUUCAAGUUGAUUUACUGAAUCAAGGUGAAAUAUGCCAGAACGAAUACCAACACGAAAAUAGUUCAAAACGAAUAAAAGAAAAAUUUUUUGACACAUUUCCAGAUUAUGAAAGUUUCCAUGAUUACUGCGUGGAUCCUUACGUUUAUUAUUGCAAGAGCGAAGAUUACGAUUAUGAAUUUCCAAAGAUUGACCAUAGUGAAAUGACAGAGCUUCAGACUUCCCAGGUUAAAGAUAAUUCAGUGAAAAUGGGGCCUGAAACAUUUUCAUCAUUGAAUUCUUUAUAUACCGAGAAAAAUUUGCAAAAGACUUCCAGCUUUAAACCUCAAACAACUGUAAGUACUGAACGUUUAAAAUCAGUUGGGUUUAAGCCAGACUUCUUGCACAACAAAUCAAUCAACAGUUCUCUUCCUUUAACAUUCUGCAAAAAUGUUAAUUCUCUGGCUGACAAGGUCCUUCAUGAUUUGGCAGCUGUUACAAAGUUGCAUAGUUAUGCAGAUCAUGAACAGACUGUUCCUGAUAAAAGGCAGAGCGAUCAGCAGAUGAAAACACAAAAUGAAAAAGAGUGCAUUAACAGAACCUCGGAUUCGAAAUCUUUAGAAACAGCGGUAGUAAACAAUAUAUCCAAUCAAAGUUGUGACUUAUGUUUUAAAGCUAUGGAAUUUUGUAAAUGCAGAGUAAAGAAGAGUUGCAAUGACGAUAAAUUCUCAAGAAACAUGCUGAGCAAUACGAAAGACACGAUAUCGAGCGAAGCAGAGGAAAUCUUCUAUCACCAAAAUCUAAAUGCAUAUCGAAACGGUCGACUGCAUACAAGAAAUAAUUCUAUUAAUAACAGAGUAGCUUGCGAUGAAAGCAGCAGAAGUACCGAGGUCCAAGAGAAUGUUGAAGUUUAUAAACGAAAUCUACCUGGUGAUCAACAAGAAAUAAAACCAAACGAGGUGAGUAUAAACUCUCACACAAUUUGGAGUAGUUUCGGACCAACUCAGAACAAUCAAAACUAUCACAGACCAAAUGCAUUCAUAAAUGAAAGAAUAGAGGAAAUUCAAAAUGCAGAAUUAUUUUCUCCUUUGCAGUCAUUUUCUUGUUUUGGUCAUAGCUUGAAUCCUAGAAGUGUAUAUGCUGUGAGGUCAGAAGGAAAUAUCGCACAAAGAAUGCUAUUUAAAUGUAGAGGUUUUUUGAAAUGCAUGUAAUUAAAUUAUUUUAGUUUUUAUGCAUGAAUAGCUAUUUUUUGCAUAAAAAUAUUCUGCUUUCUAUUUUCCUUUAGCAAGUUCUAAUAGUUGUAAUCUAAUUUUUCAGUUACGCAAAC
Messenger RNA from Stegodyphus dumicola, 2364 nucleotides. RefSeq lists its product as uncharacterized. The record is from RefSeq and is a predicted model, not a curated record. NCBI's taxonomy places the organism in Eukaryota, Metazoa, Arthropoda, Arachnida, Araneae, Eresidae.